This is a messenger RNA of Megalobrama amblycephala (Wuchang bream), 1710 nucleotides long. RefSeq names its product SAGA complex associated factor 29 (gene sgf29). Gene Ontology annotation, cellular component: SAGA complex. The transcript is spliced from 12 exons. Bases 571 to 1452 code for a protein of 293 amino acids. The record is from RefSeq and is a predicted model, not a curated record. NCBI's taxonomy places the organism in Eukaryota, Metazoa, Chordata, Actinopteri, Cypriniformes, Xenocyprididae.
GUUCUUUCGUUUUUUCUAGCAAACUAACGACCAACUUGCCUGAAGUAAUGUACGGUCAGGUGACAUUGUUUUGCUGUCUUUCCACGGUUGAAACGUUAAUUGUGCGAUUACUUGAGAAAAGAUACAUUACAAUGUCCACCGACGUCUCAAUGCUGCUCGCUGCUGAAAGAGUCCCACCCCCUCCCCUCGCCCCUGCCUGCAGAGGGGACAAGAGACUUCCACUUGUUCCUCCAGAGGUCCCAACCCCUGGGCUGAGAGCCAAUUGAGAAGCAGGGUUAGGAGAAAUGGGCUCAGCGGUCGGGGAGAGUCGAGGGAAAUAGGCAGAGAUCUGUCUAAUUGGGCGUAUGGGGCCAGGACAGACGUCUAUGGCCAUGUGUUCCUGGAUGGAGAUGACUGUCAGAUACGCACUUGAUCUGUAAUACCUCAAGAGACUGAAAUGAAUUGACCUGGCUUGUCAAAACUGUUUCUGAGCUGCCGGACCUGAGUGCCACAGCACACUUUCAAUUUCGACCUGCUCUUCUCACCCUCAACGUGAGCCGAGCUGGAAAACAGGGCAGCAGUUAAGAUACAAUGGCUUUAGUGUCAGCAGACACCAAAAUCGCAGAGUUGCUGAAUGAACUGCAUCAGCUGAUAAAGCAAACUCAGGAAGAGCGAUCAAGAAGUGAGCACAACCUUCUCAACAUCCAGAAAACACAUGAAAGGAUGCAGACAGAAAAUAAGACUUCUCCAUAUUAUAGGACAAAGCUGAGGGGUCUUUACACUACAGCUAAAGCUGAUGCAGAGGCUGAAUGUGGUAUACUUCGUCUGGCACUUGACAAGAUUGCCGAAAUUAAAUCCCUUUUGGAGGAGAGAAGGAUUGCUGCCAGGAUGGCAGGAGUGUACAGCGACACCGACCCACCGAGAAAGACCAUGCGCAGAGGUGUCCUGAUGACCCUGUUACAACAGUCAGCCAUGACCCUUCCUCUCUGGAUUGGCAAACCUGGCGAGAGUCCACCGCCACUGUGUGGCGCUAUACCAGCAAGCAGUGACUAUGUGGCUAAGCAGGGAGACAAGGUGGCGGCACGUGUGAAGGCCGUGGAUGGUGAUGAACAGUGGAUUCUUGCAGAAGUCGUCAGCUACAAUCACUCCACCAACAAGUAUGAAGUGGAUGACAUUGAUGAAGAGGGUAAAGAGAGACACACGUUGAGUCGGAGAAGAAUCAUUCCUCUCCCACAGUGGAAAGCAAACCCAGAGACUGACCCGGAGGCUCUGUUCAGUAAAGAUCAGCUGGUGCUAGCCCUCUAUCCACAGACCACUUGCUUUUACAGAGCUCUGAUCCACACGCCGCCACAUCGGCCCCAGGAUGACUACUCCGUUCUGUUUGAGGAUACAUCUUACGCCGAUGGCUAUUCUCCACCUCUCAACGUCGCCCAGCGAUAUGUAGUGGCCUGCAAAGAGAACAAAAAGAAGUGACAGAAAUAUGCAAUAAUGGGACAUUAUUUGCAAAAACACCCUGCAUGAUUGUUGUGAUUAAAAACAGGAUAUUGAGCAUCCAUUCUGUUUUUAUGUGCUUUUACCACACUUUUUCUGUUACCAUGUAUAUACUGUUGGUAAUGUUUUAUACUACAUCUUUUGUAUGAUGUUUUUGUGGAUCUUGAUGCAAAGAGACCAACUGCAAGUGAAUUGUGCUAAAGUAAUAAACCCUUUACACGUGAAUGAAAGGCACACAAA